This is a messenger RNA of Lottia gigantea (owl limpet), 1116 nucleotides long. RefSeq lists its product as hypothetical. NCBI's taxonomy places the organism in Eukaryota, Metazoa, Mollusca, Gastropoda, Lottiidae. Gene Ontology annotation, cellular component: plasma membrane. The transcript is spliced from 4 exons. Gene Ontology annotation, biological process: homophilic cell-cell adhesion. The record is from RefSeq and is a predicted model, not a curated record. The coding region runs from base 1 to 1116 and encodes 371 amino acids.
AUGUCUGUUGUGAUUGGUCAACCACUGUACAUCAACUGUCCAGUCUCUGGAACUCCGCCUCCUCAGGUCACAUGGUAUAAAGAUGAUCAAGUGGUCUCCCCUGAAUUAGAUCCCAAUCUACGAAUCCAUGCCAAUGGUCGUCGUCUUGAGAUUGUUAGUGCUAAAGUGACAGAUAGGGGGCGCUAUCAGUGUGUAGGUGAAAACGUGGCUGGUGAAACAUUAAAGAAUUAUACUGUAGACGUUUAUGUUCCACCCAAGAUUAAUAAAGAAACCAUCAACUCCAACCCCAACGUAAUCGUCAAUACAACAGCAGUGGUAAAUUGUCCUGUAAGUGGUAUUCCUACACCAGAGAUAUUAUGGUAUCGUAACGGUGUGUUAUUAGAUAGUAAUAUAAAUCGUAGGUUUGAGAUUUUAGCUGAUGGUAGACAACUCCGGAUACACUCGGCUAAGGUGAAAGAUCGUGGACGCUAUACGUGUUCAUCACGGAACAGAGCUGGAGAAGAUUCAACAGACUUUAAUCUCACUGUUUGGGUUCCACCAUCUAUAGAAGGUCCUGUCGGGGUUUCGGAAGUGGCAGUAAAAGAAGAAGAAUCCAUUACUCUAUAUUGUAAUGUAACUGGUAUACCCCCACCUGAAAUAAUCUGGUCCAAAAAUAACGAUAUCAUUGACCCCCAGGAUGAAAACAUGGACAAUCUACGUAUUUUAUUGGACGGAAAGAUUUUAAAAGUUCUGGACGCCUCCACGGAUGAUACAGCACGAUAUAUCUGUCAAGUUAAAAACAAGGCUGGUGUGGCCGAGAAAUUUUAUAACCUAGAAGUUUUGGUCCCACCUAAAAUAAACGGGUCUGAUGAAUUACAAGUAGUUCCAGUAAUAAUGGACCAAUCAGUGAGAUUAGAAUGUCCAGCAGUUGGUAUUCCUACGCCAGUGAUACGCUGGUAUCGUCAAGGGAAACAGAUACCACUAUAUGGUCUACCUAAUGUUCGUAUUAUUGAAAAUGGACGUGUGUUGAUUAUUAUCAGUGCCCAGUUGUUAGAUUUCGGAGAUUAUAGUUGUCAGGUACAGAAUGAUGCUGGGAAAGAUAAACUGGAAUUUCUUGUUUCUAUUCUGGGUAAGUAA